AUGUUUAAAAACACAUAUCAAAGUGGACUUUUGACAAUAUUCUACAGUUGUGGAUCUAAUCCUUUAGCAAUAUGGGAUAUGAAGGUUCAGAAUGGUCACGUAAAGAGGCUCACAGAUAACGAAGUUAAUUCCAUAGUUCUUGAAAUUGUGAGUACUAAUGUUGCUACUACUUACAUAACGUGUCCGAGAAGAAAUCAAGUACUAGGAAUAAAAUUACCUUUCCUGGUUAUGAUUGUUAAAAAUUUAAAAAGAUACUUUUCAUUUGAGAUAACUAUUCUCGAUGAUAAAAACAUGCGAAGAAGAUUCAGAAUAUCUAAUUUCCAAUCAACAACAAAGAUUAAACCAUUUUGUACAACGAUGCCCAUAGGAUUAUCUGGUGGUUGGAAUCAAAUACAAUUUAACUUAGCUGAUUUUACAAAAAGGGCAUAUGGGACACAAUUUAUAGAAACUCUUAGAGUCCAAGUACAUGCAAAUGCGCGGUUAAGAAGGAUUUAUUUCUGUGAACGCCUCUAUACUGAAGAGGAAUUGCCCCAAGAUUAUAAAUUAUAUUUGCCAUUAGAACGCAAGCAAAGGAAAGUUAAAGAGAGUAAAAAAUUAGAAAAACCCGCAGAUGUUGUUUCUAGAGCAACCGCACCUCCACCCCCACCAACACCUCCAGUUGAAGUUGAACCAUUGAUUACGUCCCCAAAAGAACAAAUUUCGCAAAAUGUGAGUGUGCAUACCAUACCUCCAGUAGUUACUGAUAUAACUGACGAAAAACCACCAUCGACAAAAGAAGAACUUUUAGAAAUGAAUGAGGAAGAUGUCGCAGAUGCAACACGCAUCGAAGAAGCAAAGGAGGAAUUCGUUGAAGAUAAUAUGGCUAAACCAGAGGAAGAAUCUCGAAACGAAGACGAUUUGGGAAAUAUUUAA
This is a messenger RNA of Parnassius mnemosyne (clouded apollo), 912 nucleotides long. The record is from the annotation of a GenBank genome assembly. Lineage: Eukaryota; Metazoa; Arthropoda; Insecta; Lepidoptera; Papilionidae.